Molecule: messenger RNA, 3153 nt
Organism: Penaeus indicus
Lineage: Eukaryota; Metazoa; Arthropoda; Malacostraca; Decapoda; Penaeidae
Exons: 6
Biological process (GO): protein phosphorylation
Molecular function (GO): ATP binding; protein kinase activity
Source: RefSeq, a predicted model, not a curated record
AUGAACACAGAGGAUCGCGCCGCACUGACCCCGAGCCCAGCAGGCCGACAGGGAGCGACCCCCGAGGGCGAGAGGGAGCCUUCCCUUCCCAAGGACUCCCCUGAGGAGGAGGCAACUAAGGCGUCAGAUUACGAGAGCAAAAGGUCUUCGAGGAGCAGCUCUCCACAGAGUGAAUCCAAGGACAAGAGCAGCAGCUCUCCGCAGAGUGAAUCCAAGGACAAGAGCAGCAGCUCUUCGAGGAGCAGAUCUUCGAGGAGCAGCUCUCCGUAGAGUGAAUCCAAGGACAAGAGCAGCAGCUCUUCGAGGAGCAGAUCUUCGAGCAGCAGCUCUUCGAGGAGCAGAUCUUCGAGCAGCAGCUCUUCGAGGAGCAGCUCUUCGAGGAGCAGCUCUCCGUAGAGUGAAUCCAAGGACAAGAGCAGCAGCUCUUCGAGGAGCAGAUCUUCGAGCAGCAGCUCUUCGAGGAGCAGCUCUCCGCAGAGUGAAUCCAAGGACAAGAGCAGCAGCUCUUCGAGGAGCAGCUCUCCGCAGAGUGAAUCCAAGGACAAGAGCAGCAGCUCUUCGAGGAGCAGCUCUUCGAGCAGCAGAUCUUCGAGGAGCAGCUCUCCGCAGAGUGAAUCCAAGGACAAGAGCAGCAGCUCUUCGAGGAGCAGCUCUUCGAGCAGCAGAUCUUCGAGGAGCAGGUCUUCGAGGAGCAGCUCUCCGCAGAGUGAAUCCAAGGACAAGAGCAGCAGCUCUUCGAGGAGCAGCUCUUCGAGGAGCAGCUCUUCGAGCAGCAGCUCUUCGAGGAGCAGCUCUCCAUCUUCGAGCAGCAGCUCUUCGAGGAGCAGAUCUUCGAGCAGCAGCUCUUCGAGGAGCAGCUCUCCGCAGAGUGAAUCCAAGGAAAAGAGCAGCAGCUCUUCGAGGAGCAGAUCUUCGAGCAGCAGCUCUUCGAGGAGCAGCUCUUCGAGCAGCAGCUCUUCGAGGAGCAGCUCUCCGCAGAGUGAAUCCAAGGAAAAGAGCAGCAGCUCUUCGAGGAGCAGAUCUUCGAGGAGCAGCUCUUCGAGGAGCAGCUCUCCGCAGAGUGAAUCCAAGGAAAAGAGCAGCAGCUCUUCGAGCAGCAGCUCUUCGAGGAGCAGCUCUCCGCAGAGUGAAUCCAAGGACAAGAGCAGCAGCUCUUCGAGGAGCAGAUCUUCGAGCAGCAGCUCUUCGAGGAGCAGCUCUCCGCAGAGUGAAUCCAAGGACAAGAGCAGCAGCUCUUCGAGGAGCAGAUCUUCGAGCAGCAGCUCUUCGAGGAGCAGCUCUCCGCAGAGUGAAUCCAAGGACAAGAGCAGCAGCUCUUCGAGGAGCAGCUCUCCGCAGAGUGAGCCUUCCCUUCCGAAGGACUCCCCUGAGGGGAAGCGGACGUCCGCCCAGGCGCCCUCCCAGCGCCCCUCCCAACACGAGGGCGAGCGGACCGCCCAGGCGCCCUCCCAGCGCCCCGCCCAACACGAGGGCGAGCGGACCGCCCAGGCGCCGCCCACCAAACGCCCCGCCCAACACGAGGGCGAGCGGACCGCCCAGGCGCCGCCCUCCAAGCGCCCCUCCCAACACGAGGGCGAGGCGCCGCCCUCCAAGCGCCCCGCCCAACACGAGGGCGAGCGGACCGUCCAGGCACCCUCCCGGCGCCCCGCCCAACACAAGGGCGAGACGAGCCCCAAGAAGGCCCUGACGACCGAGGACCAAGCCCUUGGGGGGCCUCGCCUCCCGGGUCCUAAUAGGUCGAACACCGACGACGACUGCUUCAAGCGCGUGCACCCCCGCCAGCACAGGAAGGUGAUCGCGCCGAAAAGGCGGAACCCGGAGGAUUCUAUCCUUCCGAAGGACUUCCCUAAGGAGGAGCGGACCGACCAGGCGCCCGAGGGCAGCAGGGCUCCGCAGAAGGAGUCUUCCCCUCCGAAGAACUCUCCUAAGGAGAAGCGGACCGCCCAGGCGCCGCCCGCCAAACGCCCCGCCCAACACGAGGGCGAGACGAACCCCAAGAGGGCCAAGACGACCCAACCGCCUGCAGGCAAGCACACCCGCGACAGCGACACAGAGGAAGGGCGGCCCCAAGUCGCACCUUUUCGGAAGUCGGACGCCUUCGUGGAGUGCUACAAUAAGGUGUGCUCCCUCCGGUUCCUGAACUCGACCGAGCAGAAGAGGCCGAGCUUUUACCAGGUCAACCUCCUGACUCUCUUCUGCGCCAGCCAGGGCCUGCCCCUCCUGUCCCGCAACAAGUUCGACACGCACCACAAAAUAUUCAUAGGUGAGGGUAGCUAUGGCAGGAAGUUCCUCAACAGUAAACAUGAGCUGGUCCUCAAGUAUGCCAAGAACCUGCAAAAGUUCCGCACCAUGCUGCUGGAGGCCGUGUUGAUGAAUCUAUUCUCGAGUCACCUCGGCUUCCAGCGCUUGGUGGGCGUGUGUCCGUCGGAGCUGUGCCUCGUGACGCGCUACGCUGGUCGGAGCCUCGACCACUACGCAGGCUAUAGUCUGCUUAAGCCGGAGCACAGGUACUCCGUCAUGACGCAGCUGUGCAACAUCCUGCAGGAAUUCCACCAGAACUGCUUCGUACACAACUGCCUCAGAUUGCAGAGCGUGUGCGUCAAGAUCACGGCGUCGGGGCCGCAGGUGACCCUCACUGACUUCGGCCUCACCCUGAUAGCCAAAUGGCGCCCGAAGAUGGCCGUCGUGUGGGACAAGCGCUCGCAAUUCGCGCCCGAGAUCUGCGGCGCCGAGAACCCAGGCCGCUGCAGUUGGCAGUCUGACGCCUACAGCCUCGGCAAGCUCAUGCACCAGCUGUUCGGCAGCAAGCAGCUGCCGCCGCUGCUCAAUGUCUGGGCCACUGACGACGCAGUCUUCGCUCCGAACGCUGACCGGAAUCACCUGCGUGAGAUCAAGGGGCACCUGCGAGCGGAGAUCUCAGUAUGGUCCUGUCUGGGCAAGCUGCAAGAAGACCCUGUUCGUGGCUACCAAAUAAGGCAUGAAUCCGCUCUCUUCUCCAAGCUGGAAAGAGAAAGAGAAAAACAGAGAAAGAUAGAGAGAAAAAAGAGAAAGGCUGAUGACAGAGAACUCUAUCAAGUUCUGUGCCCACGGCGGGGCUUCGAUAAAGUCGGUAACGUCGGGUUGGCGGGAGUCCAUGCUGUAGCUGUUCUUUGA